This is a messenger RNA of Batrachochytrium dendrobatidis JAM81, 957 nucleotides long. RefSeq lists its product as uncharacterized. Lineage: Eukaryota; Fungi; Chytridiomycota; Chytridiomycetes; Rhizophydiales. Gene Ontology annotation, molecular function: ATP binding; protein serine/threonine kinase activity. Gene Ontology annotation, biological process: intracellular signal transduction; protein phosphorylation. Bases 1 to 957 code for a protein of 318 amino acids. Gene Ontology annotation, cellular component: cytoplasm. The record is from RefSeq and is a predicted model, not a curated record. The transcript is spliced from 8 exons.
AUGGCCAGUGCUCAGAUUCGUAUUGGAAGCUACCUUCUUCUGGAAACCAUUGGAGUUGGCACUUUUGGAAAAGUCAAGCUUGCUUUUCAUUCACAAACUGGCCACAAGGUUGCAAUGAAAAUUGUCAAUAGGCGUAAAAUUGCCAAUCUGGAUAUGGCCACUCGUCUUAAGCGAGAGGUUCAGUAUCUAAAGUUGUUGCGUCAUCCACAUAUUAUAAAACUAUAUGAAGUAAUAACAACCCCAACAGACAUUAUUCUUGUCAUGGAGUAUGCAGGUGGUGAGCUAUUCAACUAUAUUGUGGAAAAGGGAAAGAUGCCAGAAUCUGAUUCACGGCGACUAUUUCAGCAAAUGAUUUGUGCUUUGGAGCAUUGUCACAAACACAAGAUUGUUCAUCGUGAUCUUAAGCCAGAAAAUGUUCUUAUGGAUGAGUACGGGAAUAUAAAGAUUGCAGAUUUUGGCUUGUCAAACUUUAUGAAUGACGGCGACUUUUUAAAAACCAGCUGUGGAUCACCAAACUAUGCCGCACCAGAAGUUAUUUCUGGAAAACUCUAUGCUGGACCUGAAAUUGACAUUUGGAGCUGCGGUGUAAUACUUUACGUUAUGGUUUGCGGAAGACUUCCAUUUGACGACGAGCAUAUUCCAAAUCUUUUCAAGAAAAUCAAUGGAGGAAUUUUUAUACUGCCGCCAUUUUUAAGCCCCGCUGUUAGGGAGCUUGUGUCUGCCAUGCUUGUCGUUGACCCACUAAAGCGUAUCACGAUACCUGAGAUACGACGCACUGACUGGUUUAACACAGAUUUGCCAGAAUAUCUUCAACUUCGUCCUGAAAUUCCUCAAGAAGAACUCUCAUACUUGGACGAGACAGUGGUGGAAUAUCUCAUCAAGGUACUAUUACUAUUCCCGUAUUGUGUUCUUUUCAAAACUAUGAGCAAUAGCAUUUUCCAACUAAUAUAUUAUUAG